Molecule: messenger RNA, 3999 nt
Organism: Ornithodoros turicata
Lineage: Eukaryota; Metazoa; Arthropoda; Arachnida; Ixodida; Argasidae
Product: kyphoscoliosis peptidase-like
Exons: 10
Coding region: 157-2568 (803 amino acids)
Source: RefSeq, a predicted model, not a curated record
UAUACUUUGAGGUUAAUGAUGUUCGAGUACGGAACAUCGUAGUGUGCGUUAAACUGUCGGGAUUCAAGAAGGAAUUGCUUGAAAGAAGAUGCAACCCUGUCAUGGAUUACGACAAUGUUCUGACGUGACUUCUAGUUCGCUCAGGUUGUCCGUAAGAUGGGGUGCGGGGUGAGCAGAGUACAUGCCAUCAACUCAAAUACUAAGCACGGCUCCGGGCCACAGAACGCCUGGGGCCAAAACGCCUCCAUGGAUACAGAAGGACACGCUGACGCACAGGUUCAAGUGGAGCACCGCUGUGAACAAGCAGACCGUGUCACACAGACGGACAAUUUCAUGUUCGACGAUGAUGACCUUUACUUCUCACUGGGAGACGACUGCGAAGAUUUCGAUAACUGCACCGGCGACAUCUCGGCCGCUCCAUCGCACGACACGAUCCAGCCGGACCCACUUCUGUUGCGAACACCGGACCAUAGAUGCGACGGCCAAGACAUCAAGCGUCAACUGUUGGAGGAUGCCGAGCAGAAGAUCAUGCUAUUCACGAGAAAGAUUCACUUUGGUGUUGACAUGACACCUAGAGCCGUGGCUACGAGUGACAUUGGGGUGCAAGCAGGGUGGACACGAAACAACAGGUCAACUCAAACAGAGCGCUCGACGACUGCAACGCGCCAUUCAAGUGGCAAUGGAUGUGUAGAGCCGGACGACGUGCUCCGCGCACUUACUCCAGAGGCCGCCCCGGAUUUGGACGAAGCAGUACGGACGCAGUCCUAUUUGACGCGCAUGGCGACAACGGACAUCGAGUCACAAACAGAUCCGGUCAGCAGAGCUCCUGCCGCAAAUGCAGCGGGACAUGAACAUCACGAGAUGUUUUCGGACGACGAGCUGUCCUCUCCAUAUGCGCACAUCGGCAAGAGUCACUCGGACGGCAGAAGCGCAUUAUGCGACAGCAUCGCUCAAAUCUUGGAUGAAGUCGACUCGGAUCCUUUGCCCAGGACAAAGUCCCGGAAACAAAGAGCGCCAUCUGCACCCAAGAAAGUAUGCAGGAGGGAGACCGGUGUGCAGACGGUCAACGACUUGGUCACCGAUGAGGCUCCAGAGUACGCGGCACGACCACCUCCAUGCAAGAAGAAAGAGAUGAUACCUUCCAUGGCUGUCUUCCACGAAGUAGAUAAGAUUGCGCUUGAGGUUCCAGAAAGCAAUCUCGGGUCGUUGGAGAGUCUUGUUCUCUACCUGUGUUCGUACUGCAGGAAUGAAUUACAGAAAAUUCGCAUGUUCUUUCGGUGGAUCGCGGAAAAUAUCACCUAUGACUGGAAGCACAUGGAAACUAAGCUAGAACCAGAUGAGAUCUUUCACUCCAAAGAAGGUGUCUGCAAAGACUACUGCCUUCUAUUCAGCGAAAUGUGCAGGCUUGCCGGAAUUCGCGAGAAAACGCUGCAAGGCUUUGCUAAGGGAUACGACUACAGACCAGGCCACCAGUUCCAUCCAGGGCAAGAUGUAACGCAUGCAUGGAAUGCCGUGUUCAUAUUUGGUGCAUGGAGGUUCAUAGAUACAACCUGGGGCACUGGUUAUACUGACCACACUGGAAAAUUUCAAAAGAAAAUCAACGAGCACUUCUUCCUGACGGAUCCCGAAAUCCUCAUCUGGACUCAUUUUCCGUAUGACGAAACAGAGAAAAACUAUUCCAGGUGGCAGCUGCUGGACAAGCCCGUGUCCUUGGACGAGUACAAUUCAUUGCCGAAGGUGUCACCACAAUUCUUCCAGUUCAACAUGCGGAUACGCUCCAAGCCACAGAACCCCAUCGUGUUCCGUGUCCGAACAGAACUCCGGCUCGCCUCACACGAACCUAUGCGCUACAAGUUUAAACUCUAUCCGGCAGACGAGGUUGAGAACGGUUCGCUCAACAAUUACGUCUUCUGCCAUUUGCAAGAAGAACGCACAGUCGGCUGCUUCGGCGUUUCUCCUCCUACCGAAGGUCGAUACUACCUUAAGAUAUAUGCAAGGCCAGAAAAAGAGAUGAGAGGUAGUGCUGCAGAAAAUACUUCGAGCCUCCAGAACAUCGGCAUUUUCCUUCUGGACUGCCUGCGUGCCAAGAAGUACCCUCAGCCCUACCCUUUGAACGAAGUACCGUGGGGACCUACUCAGACUUUUUACGAUUAUAACAUGAGGCUGGUGGACCAUAUGGGACCCGUUGUCGUGACGUGGGGCGGGAAACGCAAGUUAACCAUAGACUUGUCGGAAGGGAUGCUGUUCAGCCAUCAACUACUCGACGCGGAUGGCGUUGAAAUGGACGUGAAAGGUAUGAUAACGCGCGAAGAGAAAGAUAAGAGAGUAACAUUCCAGAUCGUACCUCACCGUGUAGGAAUGUUUAAGUUGAUGAUAUUUGGGAUGCCCAAGCCGAAGACGAAAGGCAAGUGGAGACUGCCGCUCGUCGCGACGUUUCUGAUUGACUGCAAGUUGACGAAGUUACAGCUGGAUGAUGAGUUGAGGUUGGCGCAUCAUAGGCCACCGUUGCCAGAGGAAGACAAAGACGAUAAGGAUAAGGGCAAGAAGGGCAAAUCCUCAACACGCUAGGGGUUACGUCACACUGGAUUGUGAGUUGACUGGCGGCGGUGCCAAUGUGUUUGUUAGGUGAAGCAGACGCUUGGAAUUGUAACGAAUGCAUGGACUCAUCGCAAGCAAAUUAUGAUGAGAUCAAUAAGGUGUCGGAACUGCCAGCGAACACCAGGUACAUUCAUUACUGGUCACGGUUAUAUUUCAUCCCACAUUCACAUUACAUAGUCAAAUGCGGAACUUCAGGAAUUAUAAUCAUCCUUGAACCUACAUAUACCAACGUGCCUGGCGUUGCAGUCAGCGGAGAGAAGUUCUACUAUUGUGUUCCUUUACAUUGUGUUGUGAACCAGAAUGAACUACCGGUACAUGCAAGUGCAAUACCAUGUGUGGGAAUUAAGCUGUCUGGCAUGCUCUUUCUUUCGACGCUUUGUGUCAGGUCUCUCUAUGCGGGCUUCAGAGACCAUGGGAAUGGAUAAAUGCAUGUUCAUAAUAGGUAUCUGAAUUUGAGCGGUAAGUCAAACGAGUGAUGCUUAGUCUAGCAAUACAUUGCCAAUCAUGAUUUCCAAAGUUCGUGCGUGUUGACGCCAUAUCACGUGGCGACUACUUCCUAUCAGGGUGAUCACGUGAUGUUUCCAGACACGUUUAUCUUUUAAACAUAGAAAGCGCGCUAGAGAAGCAGUACAGUCAUUAGUGCGUGGAUUGACAUGCGCAAAAAGUGAAUAAACUUUCAUGCAAUCAGUUGAAAAAGCGUGCCAGACGGUUGAAUCGAAGCCCCUUCUGCACGAGUGAUGUUUUACUUACGCUUUCCUUCCCGGUGUUUUGUAAAAGCCGUGGGGCAAGGCAAUGCAGGCUACAAGCGCCGUACAAGCGUCCAUCCAGGCAGUCCAUGCACUACACUAUGCACUACAGCUAUGAAACAAAUACCUUUCCAAGUCAGUAACUGACGACAUUGCAAAUGAAAGUGCGCAGCUUUACAUCCUUCCACCAUCUUUAUCAUUAACGCUACAGUAAAAAGCUUGCCUCUUCGACUGGAUAGGCGAAGGCCCCUCGAGGACUAGCAAGAUUAUCUCCUCGCUGUAAUUGAAGGCACGUGCCAAUUUAACCAGAAAAGGCUGUAUUAUAGCUGCAGCAUCAGCAAGCGUAGAAUCACGCCCAUUUACGCAGAGGCAUAGGUUUCCGCGGUGCAUUAUAGCGGUGGGGCACACGUGCACUUUGCAAGCAUAUUCGAUACUUACGCCUAAUAUUCGAAUAUACGGGGUUUCUUCCACUAUACUCUCUCGAAGCACUUUUAUAAGCUCAAAGUGCCUUGCUGUACAAUACAAUAACGAAAGAUACCCUGGCCAUCUUUCUCAUGCAAGUAUUUCACUCUUCAGCGGCGCCCUUCGUUUCCCACGCUUCCAGAAGGGCGCGCUUUUUGAAGUGUUGUAAAUGAGUCUUUGAAUAAAAGGAUGA